Messenger RNA from Lethenteron reissneri (Far Eastern brook lamprey), 1866 nucleotides. Its product is annotated as probable ubiquitin carboxyl-terminal hydrolase FAF-X. NCBI's taxonomy places the organism in Eukaryota, Metazoa, Chordata, Hyperoartia, Petromyzontiformes, Petromyzontidae. The record is from RefSeq and is a predicted model, not a curated record.
AUGGUUCCGCUGAACCCCGCGCCACGCUGGGUCGUACCAGUGCUGCCCAAGGGGGAGCUGGAGGUACUUCUGGAGGCCGCCAUUGACCUCUGCAAAAAAGGGUUGGACCUGAAGAGCGAGGCGUGCCAGCGGUUUUUCCGUGAUGGUCUAACCAUCUCCUUCACCAAGAUCCUCACCGACGAGGCGGUCAGCGGCUGGAAAUAUGAGAUACACCGCUGCAUCAUCUCGAACACGCACCGGCUGGUGGAGCUGUGCGUGUGCAAGCUGGCGCAGGACUGGUUCCCGCUGCUGGAGCUGCUGGCCACGGCGCUCAACCCGCACUGCAAGUUCCACAUCUACAACGGCACGCGCGCCAGCGAGAGCGUGCCGGCAGGCGCCACGCCCACGGACGAGGAGCUGCACGCGCGCCCACCCGACCCUCGCUCGCCCAAGGGCUGGCUGGUGGACCUGAUCAACAAGUUUGGGGCGCUGGGCGGAUUCCAGAUCCUGCAGGACCGCCUCCUCAAGGGCUCCGCCAUCAACGUGCCCAUCAUCGCCGCACUCAUCAAGCCCUUUGGGCUGUGCUACGAGCUGCUGACUCCGCACACGGUGCGCUCGCACUUCCUGCCGCUGGUGGAGAUGGUGCCCAAGUUCCUGGAGGGGCUCACCGACGAGGAGCUGAAGCGCGAGGCGAAGAACGAGGCGAAGAACGACGCCCUCUCCAUGAUCGUCAAGUCGCUAAAGAACCUGGCGUCGCGCGUGCCCGGCCAGGAGGAGGUGGUGCGCAACCUGGAGAUGCUGCGCCUCAAGAUGAUCCUACGGCUGCUGCAGAUCUCCUCGUUCAACGGCAAGAUGAACGCGCUCAACGAGGUGAACAAGGUGAUCGCCAGCGUCUCCUACUACACGCACCGGCACGGCGGGGGCGGCGCCGAUGACGACGAGUGGCUCACCGCGGAGCGCAUGGCGGAGUGGAUCCAGCAGAACGGCGUGCUGUCCAUCGUGCUGCGGGACAGCCUGCACCAGCCGCAGUACGUGGAGAAGCUGGAGAAGGUCCUGCGCUUCGUCAUCAAGGAGAAGGCGCUCACCCUGCAGGACCUCGACAACAUCUGGGCCGCACAGAUCGCUGGUCUAGUUCUGGACGGCCCCUCUUCUCAAGCCAGCAGCGGAGCAGAUCAGCCCAACGAUGGUGCGAGUGACCCUGCUGAGCAGGGAGUGAACGGGCGCGAACCUCAGGGCGGCGGCGUGCACGAUGGUGCGAGCGACGGCGCUGAGCCAGGAGUGAACGGUUGCUCAGACGGCCGUGGGCGCGGACCUCAGCGUGGUGGAGGCGGAGGAGGAGGGUUCAGUGACCGCGGUGGGUACAGUGACCGCGGCGCCGGUGGUGGUGGUUAUAGCGACCACGGAGGUGGCGGCGGUUACAACGACCGCGGAGGAGACCCGCAGACGUACAGCGCGUUUGGGGCGCGGGAUCGCCUGGGGGACGACCGUGGUGGGGGCAGCAGGGGCCGGUUUGAUGAGCGCGGAAGUGGGUGGGGAGGCGGCUCGGAUCGUCGCGAUGGCGCUGAGAACGGGCGCCCCCGCGGGGGUCCCGGAGGGGGCAGCUUUGGGGGGCGCGACCCCCCGCGGAACACGCGCUGGUCGGACAGCGGGAGCAGCGGGGGACGCGGCGACGACGACUGGUCGCGCCAGCAGCCUCGCAACGAGCGCAUCGAGCAGGAGCUCUUUGCUGGCAGUAACACGGGGAUCAACUUUGAGAAGUAUGACGACAUCCCUGUGGAGGCGACCGGGCACGACUGCCCCAACCACAUUGACACGGUGAGACGACCGGGCCGACUCUACCCCAGCCCCAUGCCGACAGCCGCCCCCUCGGCACCAUUUGCACCGUGA